AUAGUGAGAGAUGCUGAGCACCAAUACAGCAGUCAGGGCGGCGUUGUUUGUUCGCUCUGCAAGCGAGUGUACAACUUGAAAAAUGCUCUGGUCACCAACGUUGUGUUUGUAUAUCUUCUGCAUGCGAGGCGCCGCGAUGCCGGUUGAGGCAGUCAGGUCCCACGGUAUGCGCUUCGUGCGGUGGUGGUUAUGCAGCCGUCCUCGCUGUGGCCUUCAUCCUCGCCGUGCUGCUGCCCAACGUCUUAUACGACCUCCAACUCUGUACCACUCUUCAAUUCCGGCGUCCCUUCCUGUCUUCCGCGACAGAAAUCUCCUAGCAAACGACAUACCUGGUUGAUCUGAGUCCUCGGGUCGCUUCGGCUGCACAGAACGUGGGGGCGUUGCCUAGCAUUGAGUGUUUCUCAAGUCUGCGCGUGUUACCCAAGUGUAAGGAGUGCGUAAAGGCGUACGUUCUGGUCUCCGCCUCUAUUUCCGGCAGUGCGGAAGCACUAUGAUUCAUCUCGAUCGGAAUCAUUCGACUGCUAUCGCCCCUCAUUCGAAACCCAAUCUGAUUCACGACACAUCCUCUCGUCCUGAUCAGCACAACGCCCUAUUUCGGUCUUCUCCCGGCCGCAAUGACAUUACCAUAUAUCCCGAAGUCUCCCUUUCCAACCACGCCGAGCUUUCCUCGUCACCCCACCCUCCCUCGUUGCCGCCCGUUUCUUCGGAAGAAAAACUGAACGGCGCUGUGGCUGGGAUCUCGCAGAAUAGUCCUACAGAACCCAGGUCCCCUGCCCUUGACAGCAACUCAUCACUAACCCCUCCCCCAGACACAAUCUCCCCAACAUCACCGACAAGACCUUUGCACCCUUUUGAGGCCUCACCUGCCAAAGCUGGCGGUGACCUGCCGCCAGAAAGCACUCCCGGGAGCGCAGCAGAUGGGUUAGACCGCGCAUCUCGUGCUUCCACACCGCUUAGUGAGCUCUCGUCAGCACCUGACGUCGAGACUUCACCUGCACGGCACGACAAAAGCGAAACCCAUGGGAGUGUGAACGGAGGAAAGAGCGAUUCUGAUUCUGUAGCAGCCCAUGAUCCCAAUACUGGACGCUCAUCCGCUGAAGGCACGCAAACCGCAUUGGCGAAAGAAGAGCCCGAUAAGAAUUCUGAAAGUUACCUCGCCCCUUCCCAGGCGUCUAGCUCCUCUGACCCAACGGGCCAGCCUGAUAGAACAAAUCCAGGUCCCGCGCAGUCUACGAACAAUCAGCCAAUUACGGCCUCUGGAAGCAACCCAGCGACGCAGCCGGACCCUCCCAAGCUCAAAUCUGAAGUUUCGAAUGGAUCUAUUCCUGAGGUGAACAAUCCGUCGAAUGACUCUUCAUCAGACCCCAAGGUUCUUGUCAUCCUUGAAAUGAAUUCGUAUCUACUCAAGGUAUUCCUGGCCUACCAGGCUCGGAAUAUUCCAUUAACAGACCCCCGGGUUCAACAAUAUACCACCCGGCUUCAGUCAAACCUUCACUGGCUUGCGUCUGCUGCUGACGAGAACCGGAAAACUGCGCUUGGUAUGAUUCCGCUUCCAAUCAUGCAUCCACCCCCACCUGUGGAGUUCAUUCCCAUGGAGAGGCUUCUACAACUGUAUGCUGAACUUCCGAAGAUAUUCCACAAAGACGUUGCGCGACGGCGAGAAGGUCAAGGCAUGCACGCGAACGGAAGUGUCAAGCGAGACCGCCCGGACGACGCUUCUCAAGACCAUGCGCCAAAACGACAAAACACUGGCGACGCAAAAAUCUCAACGCCCACGCCCACACCGUCCAUGUCACCAGGUGGUUCAAUGAUUGGGCAUCGAAGUGCAAGUCAACCUCCUCAGUCACCCCAUCCAGGUCGAGGUACUCCACCUCGUCCCAUGCAUGGUUCUAGUAGUCCUUCGAUGCCCCCACCUCCGGUACCCCCAGGAGCCAUGGCGACUCUUACUGAUCCACGUUCCCGUAGUCAAAAUCUUUCGGGUCCAACUGGGAUGUCCCAUAUGUCGCCACCUGGGGAUGGUGUGCGACACAUGUCUCCUGCUGUUCCACACACCCCUGUUAUGCCAACCGCAGGACCAUCUUCUGGGCCAUCGCAAGCCACCAUAGCCGCUGUUCAGCAAAUGGGUGCUGCUGCUAUGCAGAGUUUCCAGAUUAUGCAGAAUCCCGGCCAUCCUGUUAUGCAGUAUAUCAAUCAGAACAUACCCAAUUUCAGUUCGUUUCCACUACAGCAGCAGCUGCAGAGAGUUCAGGUGACUUAUUCCGCGUUGCGGAAUCAACAGAUGCAACAACAGAUGCAACAGCAAAGGAUGGCUGGCAUGCAUUCGCCGGCCGGUAGUGGGAUGGCAGGCUUCGGUGGAAACCCUGGUGCUGGGGUAUCCUCGGGCAGUCCUGCUCGAGCUUCGCCUGUGUCACAACAGUCGCCCAUGGGUUCACAGUCGGGGGCGGGCCUUUACUCUCAUCCGAACCAAGGGAUGGGGACAAGCUUCGACCCUCGUGCCGUGUACGCCGCACUUACACCGCAACAGCAGGCCCAGUUGCAAAACAUGCCUCCGCCCCAACGGCAAAUGUAUCUCAUGCAACAGCAGCAGCAGCAGCUGAUGCGAGGAGCGAACCCCUCCCAAGCGAAUAACCCGAUGAUGUCUGGUCAGUCGCGUAUGGGGCAAGCAGGUCCAUCGGGACAGGGUGGGUUGUCCAUGGGAAUUAAUCCAAUGGAUACAAAUGCCAUUCCAGCCCUUCGCUCGAAUCCGGCGAUGCCGGGGAUUGCGCGGAGUACUCGAACACCCUCGGAUCAUGCACCGUCUCCACUGACACCUGGACAAAGAGCAGAGGAUUAUCAGCGUGCAAUGCUGGCACAACAGCAGCAGCAGCAGGCCCAACGUGGUAUGUCCAAUUCGAUGGCAAACACUGGCGUUUCGCAGCUCGGCGGAAUGUCAAAUGCUCCUUGGCAGCAAAUGGGUUCACAGUUAAAUCCACAGAUAUCUUCUAGUCAAGACACAUAUGGCAUGUCGCCGCCUGGUAGCGUCGGUCAGGGUGCGUUCGGUGGAGGGAUGAAUCCUGCUCUGAUGAAUCAGAGUUGGAACCAGAUGAAUGGAGGUGGUCAGUUCGGUGGACGCGUGGGCUCUCCCGCGAGUCGACAGGCCUCUGGUACGCCGAAUCCUCCGCAGAUGACCGCCAGUAGCCCUUCCCUUCCACAUGGGAUGAAUGACUUUGACAUAUUCCAAUGGCCACAAUGAUCAUGGCACGUUGCUUUCAUCAGGAAGCGUGCUGGCUGUCGCAUAUCCCUAAUAAAUCGCCGCGUUUCUAAUUUUUAUUUCGUGUAGUCACUCUUACUGUAAUAUUGUAUGUGCUCUACUCUAUCGGGUUGUGUUUGUAUACCUGACUGUUGCAUACCUGCUCAUGGAUUUCAAUUCCUUCUGGCGCUUGUC
Somion occarium is the source of this 3424-nucleotide messenger RNA. NCBI's taxonomy places the organism in Eukaryota, Fungi, Basidiomycota, Agaricomycetes, Polyporales, Cerrenaceae. The record is from the annotation of a GenBank genome assembly.